CGGCACGGCGGGCAGGGCCGGGCCGGGCGGGGGAACCGUCGCCCAGGACUUGGAAGCCGGAUCCUCGCGGCCGAUACAUAUGUUUAAUUCAAAAAGUGUGAGUGGCUGCAGUUCCUGUUACUGGAGUUGUAAACUGCAUGGAGCACUUACAAGUCUCUCCCACAUUGGUGUCCUGCCUCUCCAGUCCCUUUGACCUUGAAGUCUGGAAAGGCUGGCACUGACGGCAGGCUCACCCUGAGACAGACAGCCUGCCCCUCCCACAACAAAAGCUCACUGACGUUUUUUCCUCUUGAUUCGUGUGACUGACAGUGCUUCUCUUUCUACCCCCAGCUCCAGCAGCAUGUAAACAACUUUUGCCAAGAAGCCAGGUCACCGCCAAGAAAGGGGUCUUCAGAAGAAUUUUGAGUGGCCACCUAUGCCAGGUGUGCCUGGAGUUCUGCAGGCAUGAGAUAUUCCAUGCCAGCCUCCGUGUGCCACUGGCGAAGGUUGAGGCUCUUCAGGUAGGAGGGUCCUGGGGGCAGCAGCGCCAGGACCCCUUCCACAGGGAGAAUGGGGCCAGAUACGAACGCUCUACAGUGAAUUUGGGUUUCAGCCAACUUAUGAAGGAAUUUUAAGCAAAACGAUUAUUUAAUUUCCACGUAUUCACCUUCAAAAACCUUCUGUGUGAAGUGCAAGUAUCACUCCUCCACGGGAGUUAUCUGGAGUUUUCUGGAACCAAGGUGAACUCUUCUUGGUACUUCUGGCAAUACAGAUCUGCUGGACAGAUUGAUCUGCUGAAUGCUGUGUGGCACGAAGCGGAGCAGAACCUCUGGAAGCCGUGGACAGGUAGUGGAGUGGAGAGUUCUCCUUUGCCACUUGCACAAAAACACAGCCUGGACACGGAUGCUGUACUGAAGACUUGUUCUGCCGUGCUCACUGUCAAGUUCCUCUGCUCUGUGCAAGCAAUUGAAUGAUGUGAUCCUGGGAUGGAGUUUGUCACCCGUGGGGGACUAGCUUCCUUUCCCAGGUUGGUGCUGUCAGAAAGGACCAUCUGAAGGCCCCGGUUUGUGCGUGGGGAAUCGGGCACCAGCCUGGCCUGGAUCCUCCACCAUGUUCCUCUUGCUGCCUUUUGAUAGCCUAAUUGUCAACCUUCUGGGCAUCUCCUUGACAGUUCUCUUUACCCUCCUGCUCGUUUUCAUCAUAGUCCCUGCAAUUUUUGGAGUCUCCUUUGGUAUCCGAAAGCUCUACAUGAAAACUUUGUUAAAAAUCUUUGCGUGGGCUACCUUGAGAAUGGAGAGGGGAGCCAAGGAGAAGAACCACCGGCUUUAUAAGCCCUAUACCAAUGGAAUAAUUGCAAAAGAUCCUACUUCACUAGAAGAAGAAAUUAAAGAAAUUCGUCGAAGUGGUAGUAGUAAGGCUCUGGAUAAUACUCUGGAGUUUGAGCUCUCUGACAUUUUCUACUUUUGCCGGAAAGGAAUGGAGACUAUUAUGGACGAUGAAGUGACCAAGAGAUUCUCAGCAGAGGAGUUGGAGUCAUGGAACUUGCUGAGCAGAACCAAUUAUAACUUCCAGUACAUCAGCCUUCGGCUCACUGUCUUAUGGGGGCUAGGGGUGCUGAUUCGGUAUUGCUUUCUCCUGCCACUCAGGAUAGCUCUUGCGUUCACGGGGAUCAGCCUGCUGGUGGUGGGCACCACUGUAGUGGGAUACCUGCCAAAUGGAAAGUUUAAGGAGUUCUUGAGUAAACAUGUUCACUUAAUGUGUUACCGGAUCUGCGUGCGAGCCUUGACUGCCAUCAUUACCUACCAUGACAGGAAGAACAGACCAAGAAAUGGUGGCAUCUGUGUGGCUAAUCAUACAUCCCCCAUCGACGUGAUCAUUUUAGCCAGUGAUGGCUAUUAUGCCAUGGUGGGUCAGGUGCACGGAGGCCUCAUGGGUGUGAUUCAGAGAGCCAUGGUGAAGGCCUGCCCCCAUAUCUGGUUUGAACGGUCUGAAGUGAAAGAUCGCCAUCUGGUGGCUAAGAGACUGACUGAACACGUGCAAGAUAAGAGCAAGCUGCCUAUUCUUAUCUUCCCAGAAGGAACCUGUAUUAAUAACACGUCGGUGAUGAUGUUCAAAAAGGGAAGUUUUGAGAUUGGAGCCACCAUUUACCCUGUUGCUAUCAAGUAUGACCCUCAGUUUGGUGAUGCAUUCUGGAACAGCAGCAAGUACGGGAUGGUGACAUACCUGCUGAGAAUGAUGACCAGCUGGGCUAUCGUCUGCAGCGUGUGGUACCUGCCUCCCAUGACCAGAGAGGAAGAUGAAGAUGCUGUGCAGUUUGCUAACAGGGUGAAGUCUGCCAUCGCCAGGCAGGGAGGGCUGGUGGACCUGCUGUGGGAUGGUGGAUUGAAGAGGGAGAAGGUGAAGGACACAUUCAAGGAGGAGCAGCAGAAGCUGUACAGCAAGAUGAUUGUCGGGAACCACGAGGACAGGAGCCGAUCCUGAGUCUGCCUCCCUCGCUGGCUGGCGCCUCUGCCUGGGGUCCCAGCAGUGAGCCGGCGGGAGCCGCAGCCGCUCCUGCUCCGCUUCGCCGCCGCGCCCCGCUGCCCCCUUCCAGACUCAGGACCCCAGGACUCCAGUUCUGCAGAGCCACACAGGGCUCCCUGGGCUCGGGCAGCACAGCCUGCCACAGUCACCUGCCGCACCGUCUCUGGGUGCUCCAGCCAGGACAAAAUGCCUUCUCGUUCCCUUUCCGAUAAGCCCGCUGGCGGAGUGCCAUUAAAGCCAGCUCUCCACCCGUGUGCGCCUCGGCUGAGUGGGUGGGUGGACCGGCCUCUACCGUGGGAGGGGGCUGGGACUCAGCCCGUGGGAUUCCGUGUGCCAGGGACUUACAAGGGGAGGCCUGCACAUGGCCAAGAGGUGCCCUGCCAACACGGCCGGGCCAGCCUCAGCCCACACGGCAGCCCAGCCUCAGAUCUCUGCAGACCCCAUGGAAAGACACGUGUUGUCAGGGGCGUUGGGCCAAGUGACAUUUUAAGUUCUCGAGCCCCCACGUGAGGGGUGGGGAGCGGCUGGGCCCCCCCCCCCCCGCCCCGUGACCAGUCUGUGACAGGGAAUCUGUGUUCAAACUCCAGACCGAGUCUGAAUUUCCCACGUGACUUGCACUUCGUUUAGUGUGUGCCUCGUCUUCCCCAUGUGUGUCUUGGGCCAGCAGGGGAAGGGAAGGAGGUGACAUCUACCUCACAGGGUUGUUGCGACUGUGAGUGAAGGCCGUGGGCUUGCAGCGCCGGUACAGGCGCGUGGCGCGACGAUGUCGGCUCCGAGCUGUGCGCAGGGCCGGGCGCGUGUGUGAGUUAAUACAGCUGGAUGCCGAACGAAUGAAGGGACCUUCCCUUUACUCUCUGCCCCUUGAAUGUACCCUGAAGAUCAUAUUCCCUCUCAAGUUCAGUUCUUGGGCUCGAACAUAAUAACCCUGGGACGGCAGGGUCUGCACCUGACUUCCAGAAUGAGGGUGCACCACUCAUACCAGGCACCUGCACCUCUCUGGCUAGUUUACAUUUUCCAGAAUAGACUGGUUUCCCCACAGAUGGAGACAUGGGAUUGGAGGUGUGUGCGAGGCACUGGUUGCUUGAGGUGGGGGCGAGGAUGGGCUGAGUUGGGGCAGUGUGGUUAGUAUAGGAGUGUGCGAGAGCAGGAGUCCGGAGGAUGGGUGAGGAGCUGGGCAGAUCCAGAGCCAGCCGUGUGGGAGCUGCUCACUUUCAGUGUUUGGGGGGAGAGGGAGGUUUGCUCAACCGCCAUGCAUCCGUCUGUCUGUCCCUCCCUCCUGUGUCCCUCCAUGCCAUUGUGGAAAGGUCAGGACCCCUCAGGAUUUUGUGCCAGCUCUGGUGAGUGUCACCUGAGAUUUGGGUCGCAUUGUGAGUGAAGCCCGGCUCUCGAGGCCUCUGUCAUUCAAGGCCCCUGUCCUUUAGGGUGUCCCUGCCACCUCCCCACAUCGUCGCCUGUUUCCUCAACCUGUCCCAUUGCUAGCCCGUGAAAAGCUCUUUCCUCUCAAAUAAAAACACUGUUACGACUAAGAAUGCCUCUUAUGAACUGUUUUAUGGAAUAAAAGGUUUAAGACUAAAAGGUUUUCAGCUGAUGGGGUGAGGGUGUACGGCCAGUUGGAAUGAUACUUUAAAAUUGGUUUUGAAAAUCAAGUUCCCUUGAAAAGAUCCUCUCGUAAAGUAGCUGCUUUUAUUUUGUGAUGUGCAUAGGGGACUUUAUGCUUUGUUUUUGCUUAUCUCGUGUUUCACACACCUGUUUGUUGCCAGUGACAGCAUAGAACAAUGAAAUGUCUACAGUCAGUGUUAAGGUAUCCUAACUGCCCUCCUUUAACUGGCGGUCCUGCAGGCCUGAGUUGUCACAGAGUUUGAAUAUUGGUUUGGGAUUGCAGAGUUGGUAUGUAGGAAAACCUCACAAUGUACUACAAAGUGCUCUUGGAUCCCUGCCCUUACUGAUGGGCAGAUUCCAUCCACUUGCACACCUGCUGCUCCAUUGCCGUUAUCCAUAUCUGUUUCUUGGUACAUAGCCAGGAAAUUGGGUUGUGACUUCUAAGGCCUUCUACCUCUGUUGUUUAAUUUUUGCCUCCAAUACCAGGGUUUGAACUCAGGGCUUCAUGCAUUUGCUCGCUUGCUUGCUUACUCAGCUGGUGCUCUUGAGCUACCCAGCUUUUGCCAGUGGUUUUAGAAGGUGACAUCUUUUCUGUCCAGGCCGGCUUCAAACUCAGUCCUCUAGAUCUUGACUUUCUAAAUGAAAUUACAUGUGUGAGCUCCCGUUGCCCAGCUAAUCACUGCAGAUUUUAAGCAUUUCAUGCAUACUGGCUUUGAGUUCUAAAGUCUCAUGAGUUUUGAAAUUAAUCAUUGGUUUCCCCCCAGGCUGACGAUGCAGUUUUGUUUUGGGUUUUUUUUCCCCCUGCAGUGUCCCCAUGUGUGAAGCCCUCAAAGAGUUUAGGUGAUGGUGAGCCAGACCCACACUUCUUGAGAUGGGCUACUUAAGAUUGUGAAUUAAAGGUAGAUUUUUUUUUCGUGCAAACAUGAGCCUUUCCCAGCUGGAGAAAACUUCCCAAACUAUCAGUCAAGUACACUGACAGGAAGCUCAGUAGAUGGGCCUGCAGCCGGGAUAAGUGAGCUCACCUUGGCCAAGUAGUGUCAAGUGACCUCCUGACAGAGAACCAAUAGUAAUUUCUUGCUGCAGAACUCCCUCGAUGUGAGAAGGAAGCGGUGGGGCAGGUGGUGGCGAGGGGCUGAGGCACCAUAAUGUCUCCGAUCUUUGACAGACCCAGUGGCCAGAUUUCAUCUAUGAACCCUGCUGCUUCCUUCCUAGAAUUGACCAUUCUCGGGGUCUGGGGUGGUACUUCCUUCCGUCCCCCCGCUCGCUGAAGAGGCCGCCAUGGGCAGGCUCAUCCCCUGCUGUGCAUCUCGGGUGGCUGGCCCUCAUCCUGGGCAGCCUGGGAUGGUGGGGCUGGGAGGGCAGCUCGCGCACGCGCACUGACUCUUGGACAGGUUAAGAGACGACCAUCCAGCCAUCCAUCUUCCAUUGCACUCACACCCUCUCCCCCAGUCAAUACGUCUCUCUCCGAUGGGAAAGUUAAUAAAUUUUGCUCUAGAUUAAAAGUAUUGAUCAUUUCAUUUGUAAACGAUAAAUAAAAAGGGGGAACUUUUCAUCGCACCAGGGGUAGUGUCUGGUGUAUUUUGCUGGUGAAAUUCAGCUCGCUGUUGGGGGGUGGGCUUCUCAUAUGCAUUCCGGCCGGCCAGCUGCAUUGAUUUCCUAUUAGUCUCCCAGCACCACCCAGUAACACAUCAUUUCAGUACCUGCUAUUAAUGGUCUUUUGAUAAAUAAUCACUUGUAAGUCAAUAAAUUUUUAUUAAACAGUG
Perognathus longimembris pacificus (Pacific pocket mouse) is the source of this 5864-nucleotide messenger RNA. RefSeq names its product glycerol-3-phosphate acyltransferase 4 (gene Gpat4). The transcript is spliced from 13 exons. Gene Ontology annotation, cellular component: endoplasmic reticulum. Lineage: Eukaryota; Metazoa; Chordata; Mammalia; Rodentia; Heteromyidae. The record is from RefSeq and is a predicted model, not a curated record. Bases 1090 to 2460 code for a protein of 456 amino acids. Gene Ontology annotation, molecular function: glycerol-3-phosphate O-acyltransferase activity. Gene Ontology annotation, biological process: triglyceride biosynthetic process.